AUGGCAGAAACAGUGACAACUAUCAUCACAACAUAUACAAACGCCAAAGCGGAGACUUCUGCCACACAAACAGUGUCAACGUCACUCCUUACGGCCGAAGUGAUACCCUCUUCAGACAACACAACUGAGUUAAUCUUGAAUACAAUUAAAACACCCGUCGUGCAAUCGGACCCAGAAAAUCCAAUGUCGGCCGAGACACAUCCUUUGACAGCUGUUCUCUCUACGACGAGCAGCAGUCAGCUCACUGCGGAGCAGACUAUCAGCCAGCGUGAACCGAAUCCCAAUGAAUUGACGGGAAUGCUGGACCCUCGCAUGGCCGAGAAGGCAAAAAAGAUAGCAGCAAUCUGGAGAGAACACCGUCGGAUACGCGAAUCCAAUGGAAUGGUUGUAUCUGCUGAAUCGCGAGAUAAAUUACAGAAAAGAGUAUGUCUUCAUCAUCUGCAUGAUGAAGCUUGCCCUGCCUGGGCUAUGUGGAAAGACGUGCUAAACUCCUUGAAAGAUCAACAAGCGAAAGCAAAGGCAGAUGGGAACAAAAAUAUUGGGGGACAGCGUGAGUUACUGACAAAACUGGGUGCGCACAUAGAAAAGGGAACAUCAGUACAGAAUCACCUCUGGUUGGUAUUGGAUACUGAGCACUGGUUGGAACUAUUCGAUAGGAAGCACAGAUACGGCUCAAAUCUGAAGGUAUACCACGACGAGUGGCUUAAUUCAAAUACUAAAGAGAACUUUUUCCAAUGGCUGGACGAAGGCUCCGGGAAAACGCUCGAUCUUAAAGAAAGACAACGUUAUAUAUUAGAAAGCCAGAAUGUAAAAUAUCUAACAGAUGAAGAGCGUGAACACUAUGAAGUUAUAAUACAAGAUGGUCUCUUCGUGUACAAACAUUCAGGUCAACUUGUCCACACUAAUCCGAGCCUUCGUAAGCAAUGCGAUGCAGCCAGCUUUACGUCCUCGUUAAACGGAUCAAGUCGGUCACCCUCGCCAAGUUCACAAAUACCACCUGGUGCUGUCGACGAUUGUGUGACAGCUCAUGAGGAAUCUAAACCUAUAGAUACCACAGAUUUCCUUUAUCCUUCAAGUCCUAUAGGUAGAUCUGACAACGAAGAAGACGAGAAAUGGAUAUAUGUAACGGAUUGUAGAAACCGCCUCUACAUUGGAAAAAAAACGAAAGGUCACUUCCAUCAUUCUUCUUUCCUUGCAGGUGGGGCCAUUCGCGCUGCUGGUGGGAUCCAAAUACGUAACGGCAAACUCGAAGAGCUUACUCCCAAAAGCGGACACUAUAAACCCGCCCAGCAACAUUUCAGUGCACUUGUAAACCGAAUUCGUGAGCAGGGUAUCAAUCUUGAAGAUGUCAAAGUACUAUGGCCGAGCAAGAAAUUGGAACAGAGGUUGGUAGCUAGAUACGAAUGCAGAAGAGUUACCUCUUGGAAGAAGAUUUUUGAAGUACCGGAUCAUCCGCCCAGCAUAAGAGAUGAGUCACAAAUAUCAAACGACUCGGAUUUAAAAAAGGAAGACGAGACUAGAACGAAUCUAAAAUCGAGUUCUAGAGAGGUUAACGAUGGGUGCCAAAGGAAUCAAAGAACGCAUUUUAAGCUCCUCAGACGUUUUGUUAAGCUACUAACCGGCGGUGCAACACCUACACAAAGUGGCGAUCAACCAGCAUCCCCGCGAAGGAGCAGAUUUAGAAACGUCCGUGUAUUCCGUUUCCGAGAUAGAAACGACGGCGGUGGUAGAAAAGAACGAUCCUCAACAGAUCCAUCUCCCAAAAAAGAUCAUUCUUGGAAGCUAUUACAAAUCGCAGGACGAAUGUUUGGAUCAUCCAGUAGUUUGAGGCAAGACAGAGGCGACAGACCAGAUGAUGUGACGACGAUGCCAACACCACGGGUUGUUAUAUCAUCAUGA
Messenger RNA from Paraglomus brasilianum, 1899 nucleotides. The record is from the annotation of a GenBank genome assembly. Lineage: Eukaryota; Fungi; Glomeromycota; Glomeromycetes; Paraglomerales; Paraglomeraceae.